Messenger RNA from Myiozetetes cayanensis, 581 nucleotides. RefSeq names its product C-type natriuretic peptide 1-like. Bases 1 to 399 code for a protein of 132 amino acids. Gene Ontology annotation, cellular component: extracellular region. Gene Ontology annotation, molecular function: hormone activity; hormone receptor binding. Lineage: Eukaryota; Metazoa; Chordata; Aves; Passeriformes; Tyrannidae. The record is from RefSeq and is a predicted model, not a curated record. The transcript has 3 exons.
AUGAACCUGAAACUUCUUUUCUGCCCUGGAUUCCUUCUGCUGCUCAUUGUCAGUCAAAACCAGGCAGGGGCCAGGUCCAUUUCCAGCUUACAGAGUCUCUCCAAACUGCUGGAUGAAGAUCUGGAGCUUCCCCUGGUCUCAGAAGAGAGGGGCCAGGAGCAAGAUGAGCUGAUCCCAGGAGGUGUCUUUGACCAGGAAGAUCCUGAACUGCAGUGGCUCCAGAACCCCAGGGAGCAGCCCCAGAGCAUGUCCAUGGGGGACGGGGCCAUCCCGAGAUUCUUCAGCGACCUCCUGAGCUCAUCCCGCAGAUACCGAGGCAGAAGCAAGAAGGGCCUCCCCAGGGGCUGCUUUGGUGUCAGGCUGGACAGAAUUGGGGCCCUGAGUGGCCUGGGGUGCUGACUCUGCAGGGUGGGCUGGCUUUGAGGUUUCAAAGGAGCUGUUGCCUUUCAGUGAGAGAUUCAGCUCUUUUUCAUGUUGGCUCCACCAUCUACUACCCGAUGUACUGAGCAGAUUGCACCCACUUGUCCUCCCCUGAAUUACCUGGCCAGCAGAACACACCUUUGCUCUACUGCCUGCCUGUG